ACAAAGACCGCGAGGUAAAAAAUGAAAUCCCAAAACCCUUGAAAUUUCGAAAUUUGAAGUUACCUUCGUUCAGUUUUGGAAAAUGAAAUCCCAAAACCCUUGAAAUUUCGAAAUUUGAAGUUACCUGAAGCCUUCAGUUUGGGAAAAUGUCCGAAAUCCAAAAGCCCUGAAACAUUCAAAAAACUCGAAAAGAGAAACACAAGAAGCGCCAACUCUCACUUUCAAAUAACUGAAAUGGCGCUCGCCGCAAUCUACAAAGCCCUCUUUUCCCUCAACCCCCCAAACCCCUCUCUCCUCCUCUCUCUCUCUCUGAGCCCCGAAGCCAGACCGAGCUUCAAGUGGGUCUACCUCUGACCAUGGCGGAGCAAGAGACCAGCGUGCGCGUCACGCGCGCGGCGAAGAAGAGGGCCGCGACUGCCACGGCCGACGAGCAGGCGCCGACCAAGAAAAGAGUGGUGUUGGGGGAGCUUCCGAACUUGUCUAACGUCAUCGUUCCGGCGAACCCCGGUUCUGGCGCCGGGCCACAGAAGCCGAAAUGCAAAACGAAGACAAAGAAGGUCACGAAAUCCGCGACGACGGCGGCUGUGAAGCCCGCGUGUACAGCGGAAAAAGACACGAAUUCCAAGCCGGAUGAUCCGCAGAUGUGCGAGCCUUAUGUUUCCGAGAUUUACGAGUAUCUUCACAAGAUGGAGGUGGAUCCGGAAAGAAGACCGUUACCUGUAUACAUUGAAAGGGUUCAGACGGAUAUCAAUUCUCAUAUGAGGGGUAUACUUGUGGAUUGGUUGGUGGAAGUUGCAGAGGAGUACAAGCUUGUUUCAGACACUUUGUAUCUCUCCGUUUCCUAUAUUGAUAGAUUCCUGUCUUCGAAUUCUCUGAACAGGCAGAAGCUUCAGCUACUGGGUAUUUCUGCAAUGCUUAUUGCCUCAAAGUAUGAAGAGAUUAGUCCUCCUCACGUGGAAGAAUUUUGUUACAUAACGGAUAAUACUUAUACGAAGGAAGAGAUGGUGAAGAUGGAGGCUGAUGUACUCAAGUCCCUGAAGUUUGAAAUGGGCAGUCCUACAAUAAAGACUUUCCUAAGACGAUUCACUAGAGUUGCUCGAGAGAGUCACAAAACUUCCAAUCUUCAGUUGGAAUUCCUUGGUUCCUACCUUGCAGAGCUAAGUUUAUUAGAAUAUCACUGUGUAAAAUUUUUGCCUUCUUUGGUUGCUGCAUCUGUUAUGUUUGUGGCAAGAUUUAUGAUCCGGCCAAAAAUGCAUCCUUGGUCUUCAGAGCUGGAAAUUAACUCUGGGUAUAAACCAGCUGAUUUAAAGGAAUGUGCUCUUCUUAUACAUGACUUGUAUCUGAGUAGAAGAGGUGGUUCUCUCCAAGCUGUAAGAGAGAAAUACAAGCAGCAUAAGUUCAAGUGUGUGGCAACCAUGCCUUCACCUCCAGAAAUACCAGCUUCUUAUUUUGAAGAUGUUAGAGAAUGACAGGUAGAUUGGCAGUGAGGACACGGGUUUUCAAAGAAUUAGUUAAGAUUUAGAUGCUUGAGAAGACCUUGCAAACUAGGAAGGAAAUGAGUGUUCUAACCGAAGAUUGGAUUUUUGUUGCUGUGUUUAGUCAUGAUUGAUGGAGGCUCUACGGAGUGAACAUCUAGCCAUGCUGCAGUGAUCUGAUUCUUGGUGAUUUCCAUUUUGUAUCUGAAGCUUUGGUAACACAAAGCCCCACUAACACUAGUUGGUUUUUUUUUUUUUUCAAAUCUCUUUACAAGGGAGAUGAUUUGUAAAUCUUUUUUUGUAGUUGGUUGAUCAUUUUGGUAAGCUGAUUUUUCUUGUAAUCAAAUUACUGAAAAUAAUAUUUAUCAGCCGCUAAAAUGGAUUGA
Alnus glutinosa is the source of this 1861-nucleotide messenger RNA. Its product is annotated as putative cyclin-A3-1. The coding region runs from base 357 to 1469 and encodes 370 amino acids. Gene Ontology annotation, cellular component: cyclin-dependent protein kinase holoenzyme complex; cytoplasm; nucleus. The transcript has 8 exons. Lineage: Eukaryota; Viridiplantae; Streptophyta; Magnoliopsida; Fagales; Betulaceae. Gene Ontology annotation, biological process: mitotic cell cycle phase transition; regulation of cyclin-dependent protein serine/threonine kinase activity. Gene Ontology annotation, molecular function: cyclin-dependent protein serine/threonine kinase regulator activity. The record is from RefSeq and is a predicted model, not a curated record.